AUAGCUGGGAUGAUUCAUCUGGGACUUCACUUUAAAUGCAUAAUAGACAGAAGGAAGGUUCACAAACUCAUUGCAGACCAAAGUACAAAACCAACUGCACUAUUUUUCCCUUAGUAGAUCUGAGUUUAACUCAUUAAAGAUGGCAUGGAAGAGCAGUGUCAUAAUGCAAAUGGGAAGAUUUCUUCUCUUAGUAAUUUUAUUUCUGCCACGUGAGAUGACAAGUUCUGUUUUAACUGUGAAUGGUAAAACUGAGAACUAUAUCCUGGAUACUACACCUGGCUCCCAAGCAUCUCUGAUAUGUGCUGUUCAAAACCACACCAGAGAGGAAGAACUGCUCUGGUACCGAGAGGAGGGGAGAGUGGAUUUGAAAUCUGGAAACAAAAUCAAUUCCAGCUCUGUCUGUGUCUCUUCCAUCAGUGAAAAUGACAACGGAAUCAGCUUUACCUGCAGGCUGGGGAGGGAUCAGUCCGUGUCCAUUUCGGUGGUGCUGAAUGUUACUUUUCCUCCUCUCCUAAGUGGAAACGACUUCCAAACAGUUGAGGAAGGCAGUAAUGUGAAGCUGGUUUGCAAUGUGAAAGCCAACCCCCAGGCUCAAAUGAUGUGGUACAAAAACAGUAGUCUCCUCGAUUUAGAGAAAAGCCGUCACCAAAUCCAACAGACAAGUGAGUCUUUUCAGCUGUCAAUCACCAAAGUCGAGAAGUCUGACAACGGAACCUACAGUUGUAUUGCAAAGUCAUCUCUGAAAAUGGAGAGCUUGGACUUUCACCUGAUUGUUAAAGAUAAAACUGUGGGUGUACCAAUAGAGCCCAUUAUUGCUGCAUGUGUUGUGAUCUUUCUGACAUUGUGCUUUGGACUGAUUGCUAGAAGAAAGAAAAUAAUGAAGCUCUGCAUGAAGGAUAAAGACCCUCACAGUGAAACAGCUCUAUGAGAAAGCUGAGAUGCCAUCGAAUACAGAGAGAGUUUUGCAUCAGGACCUCCACAAUUUAUGUAGUCCCAUCUGUAUUUAUUGCUAUUAUUAAAUUCACUCCUGUCACUCCUGUUUCAUUAAUCACUUAACAGUAGUUGUUAGGACUAAUUUGAUACACUUGUGGAACAUUUUUAUGGAAAGCGCUAUUAAGAAUGAAAAGUAAGAUUUCGUUAAGUCUUCUCCUUGAAGUAUAUGUUAAUUAAUUGAGAUUUGUUCCAAAUAGGUUGGUAAUCAUUUACUGUUUAGUGUGUUUUUUUUCUAGGUAGGAGAUACUUGGGUCUCACAAAUUGGUGCAAAGCCAAAAAAAAAAAAAAAAAAAAAAGGAGGAAACAACAGAGUAAUCGAUUUUUUAAGUUGCCCAGGAAGCAUAUAAAAAAUACCAGUUAUGCCAGGUGUGGUGGCUCCUAUAAUCCCAGCACUUUGGGAGGCUGAGGCAGGCAGAUUACUUCAGGCCAGGAAUUCAAGAUCAGCCUGGCCAACAUAAUGAAAACCAUCUCUACUAAAAAUACAAAAAGCCAGGUGUAGUGGCAUGCACCUGUAAUCCCAGCUACUUGGGAGGCUGAGGCAGCAGAAUUGCUUGAACCUGGUAGGCAGAGGUUGCAGUGAGCUGAGAUGGCACCACUGCACUCCAGCCUGGGCGCCAGAGCAAGACUCUGUCUCAAAAACAAACAAACAAAAAAUCAAUUAUUAUCUACCUUCACUGUCGUUUCAUAAAAGAAAUGUUUUAGGACUAAAGAAAGAAAGAAGACUAUAAUCUUGAAAUAUAAGA
Pan troglodytes (chimpanzee) is the source of this 1736-nucleotide messenger RNA. It is a transcript of the gene TMIGD1, whose product is annotated as transmembrane and immunoglobulin domain containing 1. Gene Ontology annotation, cellular component: plasma membrane; cell-cell junction. The transcript is spliced from 6 exons. Gene Ontology annotation, molecular function: cell adhesion molecule binding. Lineage: Eukaryota; Metazoa; Chordata; Mammalia; Primates; Hominidae. The record is from RefSeq and is a predicted model, not a curated record. The coding region runs from base 140 to 928 and encodes 262 amino acids. Gene Ontology annotation, biological process: cell-cell adhesion.